Messenger RNA from Parathielavia appendiculata, 366 nucleotides. RefSeq lists its product as uncharacterized. The transcript has a single exon. Lineage: Eukaryota; Fungi; Ascomycota; Sordariomycetes; Sordariales; Chaetomiaceae. The coding region runs from base 111 to 338 and encodes 75 amino acids. The record is from RefSeq and is a predicted model, not a curated record.
CCUUGGGAAAGAAGGUAGGUACGAAUAUAAGGGGGACCAACCGGCAGCGGCGCCAUGCCAUUCACAAAGUUGGGUUUGUUGUACUCAUACAUAUUUAUGAACCCCCUUGGAUGCCCGAACUCCCAUAUCAGUCGCUUAGCCCCCAUCACCACCAUCGCUACCUGUGUACUCAGUCGCUACCUCACUGUGAUUUGUCACCUGGGUUCCCCGUUAUGCGUCCGUCUAGGCCCUUGCACGUCUUUCCCGAACGGCCAACCUCCCAACCAGCCAUCCUGAAAAACCACGAUGAUCCGCCCCAAGAGACUCGAUCGGACGACGCCAAAGGAAGCUCAAUCUAAACUCCAGUCCAACCCCCCCCCCCCCCCC